CAGCAGGCAGCGGGCCAGGCUGGGUAGAGGUGGGGGUGGGCGAGGAGGGGCGCUCACGUCACGUGCGCGCGCAGGGACCGCAAUAAAUGCCCGGGAGCUCGCGGGAGCGGCGGAAGCGCUGGGCGCCUGGCUCUGCACACCGCGGCUGCUCCGAGCGGGAGCGCGAGGUCGCCGCCAUCCUCUGCCUCCCAGCCUCGCUCCUGUCCCCGCCCCUUGCUCCUGCGGAGGGCGCUCGGAGGAGCUCGGGCGCCCACCCUGGCUCGCUAGGCCGGCAGCUCCCUUUCAGCCCCAAUUUCAGGCUCUAACUUGGGAGGGCUACGCCUGCUGCAGGUCCUAACGGAGCCGCGGAGGCCCAGGCUCGCGUCCGCUCUCAGCGCCCUCGUCGCCCCAGGACGCGCGGCGCGCUGGUCGUUCCCGACCGGACUGUGUGUGUGCAGUCGCGUGCGCAGGCUGGGGCGGCUGCGGGAGGCCGGCGGUGGUGUUCGGCUCCGCUCUCGUAGGGAACUUCACGCUGGAGAGCCAAAAGGAGUGGAAGAGCCUGUCUUGGAGAUUUUCCCAGGGAAAUCCUGAGAUCAUUCAUUAUGAAGUGUACCGCGCAGGAGUGGCUCAGAGUGACCACAGUGCUAUUCAUGGCUAGAGCAAUUCCAGCCAUGGUAGUUCCUAAUGCUACUUUAUUGGAGAAACUUUUGGAGAAGUACAUGGAUGAGGAUGGUGAGUGGUGGAUGGCCAAGCAAAGAGGAAAAAGGGCCAUCACAGACAAUGACAUGCAGAGUAUCUUGGACCUUCAUAAUAAAUUACGGAGUCAGGUGUACCCAACAGCAUCUAAUAUGCAGUAUAUGACAUGGGAUGUAGAGCUGGAAAGAUCUGCAGAAUCCUGGGCAGAAGCUUGUUUGUGGGAACAUGGACCUGCAAGCUUGCUUCCAUCAAUUGGACAGAACUUGGGAGCACACUGGGGAAGAUACAGGCCCCCAACAUUUCAUGUACAAGCAUGGUAUGAUGAAGUGAGAGACUUUAGCUACCCAUAUGAACAUGAAUGCAACCCAUAUUGUCCAUUCAGAUGUUCCGGUCCUGUGUGUACUCAUUAUACACAGGUGGUGUGGGCAACGAGUAGCAGAAUAGGCUGUGCCAUUAAUUUGUGUCAUAACAUGAACAUCUGGGGACAGAUAUGGCCCAAAGCUGUCUACUUGGUGUGCAAUUAUUCCCCAAAGGGAAACUGGUGGGGCCAUGCUCCCUAUAAACAUGGACGGCCCUGUUCUGCUUGCCCACCUAGUUUUGGAGGCGGCUGUAGAGAAAAUCUGUGCUACAAAGAAGGAUCAGACAGGUAUUACCCUCCUCGAGAAGAAGAAACAAAUGAAAUUGAACGGCAGCAGUCACAAGUCCAUGACACCCACGUUCGGACAAGAGCAGACGAUAGUAACAGAAAUGAAGUCAUAAGCACACAGCAAAUGUCCCAAAUUGUUUCUUGUGAAGUAAGAUUAAGAGAUCAGUGCAAAGGAACAACCUGCAAUAGAUAUGAAUGCCCUGCUGGCUGUUUGGAUAGUAAAGCAAAAGUUAUUGGCAGUGUUCAUUAUGAAAUGCAAUCCAGCAUCUGUAGAGCUGCAAUUCAUUAUGGUAUAAUAGACAAUGAUGGUGGUUGGGUAGAUAUCACUAGACAAGGAAGAAAGCAUUAUUUCAUCAAAUCCAAUAGAAAUGGUGUUCAAACAAUUGGCAAAUAUCAGUCUGCUAAUUCCUUCACAGUCUCUAAAGUAACAGUCCAGGCUGUCACUUGUGAAACAACUGUGGAACAGCUCUGUCCAUUUCAUAAGCCUGCUUCACAUUGCCCAAGAGUCUACUGUCCUCGUAACUGUAUGCAGGCAAAUCCACAUUAUGCUCGUGUAAUUGGAACUCGAGUUUAUUCUGAUCUGUCCAGUAUCUGCAGAGCAGCGGUACAUGCUGGGGUGGUUCGAAAUCAUGGUGGUUAUGUUGACGUCAUGCCUGUGGACAAAAGAAAGACUUACACUGCUUCUUUUCAGAAUGGAAUCUUCUCAGAAAGUUUACAGAAUCCUCCAGGAGGAAAGGCAUUCAGAGUAUUUGCUGUUGUGUAAAAUGGAACACUUGGAAGAGGAUUGUAAAGACUGUUCCAAAUGCCAUAUUUCCUGAAGUUUGUAUAAAAUUGUAACAUUACUGUACAGAAGAUAUCAACUAUUUUCAGCCCCCCAAAAAGUGCCAAAUGCAUAUAAAUCUUGAUAGAUAAAUUCUGUAAAAAUUAAACAUGGGACAUUAUUAACUUUGGGAAAAGUAAUAUGUAACGGUUUUAGAAAUCCUGUGUUAAAUAUUGCUAUAUUUUCUUAGCAGUUAUUUCUAUAGUUAAUUACAUAGUCAUGAUUGUUCUACAUUUCACAUGUUAUUUUAUAUGGUGCUUUGUAUAUGCCACUAAUAAAAUGAAUCUAAACAUUGAAUGUGAAUGGCCUUCAGAAAAUCGUCUGGUGCAUUUAAAAAUAAUCAAUUCUUAAAAAAUGAAAGGAACCAUAGUAUCACAUUUUCCCCAGUUCAAUAUUAUGCCAUUACCUACUCCAAAUAAUCAGAAAUUGUUUUCCACUUAAUACCUGUAUAGUUUUUCUCUUCUGUUAAGUUUAGGCAUAUCAAAUAUUAUGUCCUGAUAUUGCACUUCUUAUUUUGUAUAAAAUAAUUUCUUAAUGUCCAAAUGAAUCUAUUAAAAUGUUUGAUUCCUUGGGAAUGGCUUUAAUAGUAAGUGGAAUGAACUAUUUGUUCCAUGAUAGAGUAGUGGUAUGAAAACAUUCCUAGUGAUAAUAUAGUAAAUAUAGGGUUAAGCACAGGCAGCCAGAGCUUUCUAUGUAUUGUUCAAAGUGAGGUCACACAUUUUUCUUUUGUAUCCUGGCAAAUACUCCUGCAGGCCAGGAAGUAUAAUAGCAAAAAUUUUAACAAAGAUAGACUAAUGUAUCACCAUUGCCACUGAUUUUAUUAAUGGUAAAUGGCCUUGUGUAUAAAUGUUGCCAUAUUAUGGUACUUAUGAUGGUGAUAUAUUUGUUUCUAUGAAAAAUGUAUUGUGCUUUGAGACUAAAAACCUGUAAAGUGUUAAUUUUGGUAUUUUUUUUUCCUCCUGGUGAAUUUACUCUUUCCCUGUAAACAUAUUAAAAUUAAUCAUGUUUCAAAA
This is a messenger RNA of Ailuropoda melanoleuca (giant panda), 3154 nucleotides long. It is a transcript of the gene CRISPLD1, whose product is annotated as cysteine rich secretory protein LCCL domain containing 1. Gene Ontology annotation, cellular component: extracellular region. The record is from RefSeq and is a predicted model, not a curated record. The coding region runs from base 582 to 2084 and encodes 500 amino acids. NCBI's taxonomy places the organism in Eukaryota, Metazoa, Chordata, Mammalia, Carnivora, Ursidae. The transcript has 15 exons.